Suillus subalutaceus is the source of this 922-nucleotide messenger RNA. RefSeq lists its product as uncharacterized. Gene Ontology annotation, cellular component: membrane. The record is from RefSeq and is a predicted model, not a curated record. The transcript is spliced from 3 exons. Lineage: Eukaryota; Fungi; Basidiomycota; Agaricomycetes; Boletales; Suillaceae. Gene Ontology annotation, molecular function: transmembrane transporter activity. Bases 144 to 809 code for a protein of 221 amino acids.
CUUCAAUGCCACGUCUGGCUUUUGUCUGAUGAACAGAUACUGGCCAAACAACGGAUAGAGGAAGAAGUUGCGGCCAUCGAGCGCAAAGGCAAGCCCGAAGAGAACUUCUCUGGUCCUGCCCAGGCUCUUAUGGAUUGGAGGGUAUGAUGGCUUGGCGUUGCUCUUCAUUUGCUGGUUGCCUCGCUGUCAUUCACCAUUUUUUCCCGAUGCUAUCCACUACAAUAGGUUACAACGCGACUACUGGCCUCUUGCUCUGCGCAACUCCAUGGAUUUUGAGAACUGCAACCUCAUUUGUUGUGGCCAGGCACUCCGAUGUAACUGGUUAUCGCUUCUGGCAUAUUGUCGAUCCUCUAUUUGUUGGCAUCGCCGGGUUUAUGAUCGCAAUUUCUUCAAUGAAUACGGCUAUGCGGUAUCUAUCCCUAUUCUUUAUGGCUCGGAGCCCAGUCGCCUAUGUCGUCUCUUUGACCUGGGUCAUGAAUACAUUUCCCCAAUCACAGUCUAGACGCACUGCAGCCAUCACACUAAUAAACGCUAUAUCACGUUUAGUCUUUGCGCGAACCUUGAAGCAGCACGAACUUCUUGCUUUCGUACUGCGAUGUUCCAUCCCUCUCAGUGACUUCAUAUCUCCGGACUGCGCCCAUCACCUGCCACCUGCACGCUCACUCAGGCUUGUGCGCAUCGCCAUUGCAAAAAUUCAGCGCGUGGGUUGCGGCUUACUUGGGCCCAAGCCCCAACUUUCGGCUCACGGCUUAGGCUUGAAUUCUGGCGAGCCUAAGCCCCACCAGGCCGAGCCUAAGCCGGGGCUUUGAGCCCAAGCCGGGCCGGAACAUCACUAGGCGGACGGGUGCAUCGUAUUUCAAACGCAAGAAAAACUCAGCCAAAGAGAUGUAGACCACUAUAGCAACUAGAGAAUGAAGUUAAG